Molecule: messenger RNA, 3707 nt
Organism: Condylura cristata (star-nosed mole)
Lineage: Eukaryota; Metazoa; Chordata; Mammalia; Eulipotyphla; Talpidae
Gene: SEC24D
Product: SEC24 family member D
Exons: 22
Coding region: 155-3049 (964 amino acids)
Biological process (GO): COPII-coated vesicle cargo loading; intracellular protein transport; endoplasmic reticulum to Golgi vesicle-mediated transport
Cellular component (GO): COPII vesicle coat; endoplasmic reticulum exit site
Molecular function (GO): zinc ion binding; SNARE binding
Source: RefSeq, a predicted model, not a curated record
CGGGGAAAGGCGCGGCGGGAGCGGCAGCCGCGACGGGAGCUCAGUUACCGGGGGCAACGGCGCUUGGAGCCCAGCGCAGGCUCCCGAAAGCUCCGCGGCGUGAAGACGACCAGGAUUCUUUUGUGGUUCUAUCCCUUGGAAUGACAUUUUCAUAAUGAGUCAACAAGGUUAUGUGGCCACACCCCCUUACUCUCAGUCCCAGCCUGGAAUAGGCCUUUCUCCUCCACAUUAUGGGCACUACGGGGAUCCAUCUCAUACUGCUCCAUCAGGUAUGAUGAAGACGGCAGGGCCUGUGGGGCCUGCUGCCCCAGGGGGCAUGUUGCCACCAGGCCCUCCACCUCCGGGGCCCCAUCAGUUUGGCCAGAAUGGAGCUCAUGCCUCAGGUCAUCCUCCCCAAAGAUUUCCAGGCCCUCCACCUGUCAACAGUGCAGGCCCGUCCUACGCACCUUACUCAUCCCCUACGCAGUCAUCGUACCCGAGUCCUGCGUCUACUUCAUCUGUCAGCCAGCUGGGCAGUCAGCUCAGUGCUAUGCAGAUCAACAGCUACGGUUCAGGCGUGGUCCCCUCCACUCAGGGCCCCCCUGGCCCUCUGCCAGCAGCAUCAUUCCAGGGUCCUCCACGACCUCCUCAGCCAUCCAUUUUGCAGCCGGGAUCUCAGGUUCUCCCACCACCACCCACCACACUAAACGGGGCUGGGGCCACGCCCUUACCUCCCUCAGCGCUCCCUGGGCCUCCGCCUCCCAAUGCUCAGUACCAGCCCCCGCCUCUUCCUGGACAGACCCUGGGCUCUGGUUAUCCCCCGCCUCCGCAGCAAGGCACCUAUGGCCCCCAGAUGGCGGGUGCACAGCUCUCCUACCCAGGAGGUUUCCCUGGAGGGCCUGCGCAGAUGGCUGGCCCACCACAGCCCCCAAAGAAGCUGGACCCCGACUCCAUCCCCAGCCCGAUCCAGGUGAUCGAGAGUGACAGAGCGGCCAGAGGAGGACAAGUUUACGCCACCAACACCAGAGGCCAGGUUCCACCCCUGGUCACCACAGACUGUGUGAUACAAGAUCAAGGCAAUGCCAGCCCCCGGUACAUCCGCUGCACCGCAUACUGCUUCCCAUGCACGUCGGACAUGGCCAAGCAGGCUCAGCUCCCACUGGCUGCUGUCAUCAAACCCUUUGCCUCAAUUCCGUCAAAUGAGACACCUCUUUAUUUGGUAAAUCAUGGCGAGAAUGGACCCGUCAGAUGCAACAGGUGCAAAGCAUACAUGUGCCCGUUUAUGCAGUUUAUUGAAGGAGGGAGAAGGUAUCAGUGUGGAUUUUGCAACUGUGUGAAUGACGUUCCACCAUUCUAUUUCCAACAUCUGGACCACAUGGGAAGAAGACUGGACCACUAUGAGAAACCAGAGCUGUCACUAGGUUCUUAUGAAUUCGUUGCUACUUUGGAUUACUGCAGGAAGAAUAAGCCUCCCAACCCACCAGCCUUUAUCUUCAUGAUUGAUGUUUCAUAUAGUAACAUAAAGAAUGGACUUGUGAAGCUCAUCUGUGAAGAACUGAAGACUGUACUGGAAAGACUUCCAAACUUAUUGGACCAGAUUCCAGAGAUGUUUGCAGACUCCAAUGAAAACGAGACUGUCUUUGCUCCUGUCAUCCAGGCUGGCAUGGAAGCACUCAAGGCAGCAGAUUGUCCUGGGAAACUAUUCAUCUUCCAUUCCUCCCUGCCAACUGCAGAAGCACCAGGGAAACUCAAAAACAGAGAUGACAAAAAACUGAUUAAUACGGACAAAGAGAAGACACUUUUCCAGCCCCAAUCCACGGGCUAUGAAUCACUGGCCAAGGACUGUGUGGCUCAUGGCUGCUGUGUGACGCUCUUCCUGUUCCCCAACCAGUACGUGGACGUGGCCUCUCUGGGCCUUGUGCCUCAGCUCACCGGAGGAACCCUGUACAAAUACAAUAACUUCCAGAUUCACUUGGAUAGCCAGCAAUUUCUGAAUGACCUCAGAAGUGAUAUAGAAAAGAAAAUAGGAUUCGAUGCUAUUAUGAGAGUUCGUACUAGCACAGGUUUCAGAGCCACUGACUUCUUUGGGGGGAUUUUUAUGAACAACACCACCGAUGUGGAAAUGGCAGCCAUAGAUUGUGACAAGGCAGUCACCGUGGAGUUCAAGCAUGACGACAAGCUGGGUGAAGACAGCGGAGCAUUAAUCCAGUGUGCUGUGCUCUACACAACUGUCAGUGGCCAGAGAAGACUUCGGAUUCACAACCUGGGCUUGAACUGCAGCUCCCAGUUGGCUGACGUCUACAAGAGCUGUGAGACAGAUGCCCUUAUCAAUUUCUUUGCCAAGUCAGCUUUUAAAGCAGUUCUACACCAGCCCUUGAAAGUGAUCCGAGAAAUUCUCGUUAAUCAAACUGCCCACAUGCUGGCCUGUUACCGAAAGAACUGUGCAAGCCCAUCUGCAACUUCCCAGCUUAUUUUACCGGAUUCCAUGAAAGUAUUGCCAGUGUACAUGAAUAGUUUAUUAAAAAACUGUGUGCUGCUCGGCAGACCGGAGAUCUCAACAGACGAACGGGCGUACCAGAGGCAGCUGGUCAUGACCAUGGGUGUGGCUGACUCCCAGCUAUUCUUCUACCCACAGUUUCUGCCCAUUCACACAUUGGACGUCAAGAGCACAGCAUUGCCUGCUGCUAUUCGUUGUUCUGAGUCCCGUCUUUCAGAAGAAGGAAUAUUCCUGUUGGCAGAUGGCCUAAACAUGUUUUUGUGGUUGGGAGUAAGCAGUCCGCCAGAACUAAUCCAAGGAAUAUUUAAUGUGCCGUCCUUUGCACAUGUUAACACAAAUAUGACAUUACUUCCCGAGGUGGGAAACCCAUAUUCUCAAACGCUCAGAAUUAUAAUGAGUAUUAUCCAACAGAAGAGGCCAUAUUCAAUGAAGCUCACGAUAGUGAAGCAGCGAGAACAGCCAGAAAUGCUUUUCCGACAGUUCCUGGUAGAAGACAAAGGACUUUAUGGAGGGUCCUCUUAUGUGGAUUUCCUCUGUUGUGUCCACAAGGAGAUCUGUCAGCUGCUCAACUAAUCGAACCUUCUCUGUCUGAGGAGAUCAUCUCCUUCUUGGUGCCUAAUUCUCUAGAUGCUAACAGGCUAGUUUUGAUUUCUUGCUCAGUUUCAGAAUAGCUUUCCAAGAUGGCACUCAGCACUUCAGCUCUGGUGCUCAGGUAUAAAGCCAGUGAAGGUACAGUUUGUACCUUAAAGGGAACAGUCUGUUUCUGAUCGCACAAUUUUUAACUUGUUGAACGGAUGCAGUUUGCAGUUCAUGAAAGGCAUAGUUUACAGAACUGUAAACAUUCUCAAUUUUCUUUCUUUGUGCUAAACAUAUAAAUUAUUUUUCAAAAUGUAUAGAUUUGGAGUAAAAAGUUGUCUUGCAGUGAGGGGAAAAUUAAUUUUUACAUUAUACCUAAUUUUUUAAAGCCAUGUGACCCCAUUGAACACAUUUUGCAACUGAAGGUUUGCAUAGCAGACUUUUAAUAACCUUAGAAUCUGUUUCAUAGGACAGUUUCUGUUCUACUUGUUUUUUCAUAAUUAUAUGUCGUGUAUGUUAAAACUAGUUUCCAAUUGCUUUGUCUAUAAAACUGUCUUUACCAAUAUUCUUAAUGGUUCUCUGUACAAUUUUGAAGGUUUCUACCUGUAUAUAAUGGAUCUUAACCAGUAUCAAUAAAUCACUUCCUAUGCUCUUA